UGGUGGUGGUGGUGGUGGUGGUCGUCGUCGUCCUGCUUCUCCUCAGGCGGGCGGCUGAGGGGAGGCCCGAGCGGCUGGGCCGCCCCGGCCUGCGGAGCCCGUGAUUCUCUUUGUGUCCAGAUGGGUUUGUAUGGACAGUCCUGUCCAUUUGUAACUUCAUUAAGGAUGACCUCAGAACUGGAGAGCAGCCUAACAUCCAUGGACUGGUUACCACAGCUCACCAUGAGGGCGGCCAUCCAGAAAUCCGACGCCACCCAAAAUGCCCACGGACCCGGGGCUUCCAAGAAGAACGCGCUCCUCGACCCGAACACCACGCUGGACCAGGAGGAAGUACAGCAGCACAAAGACGGGAAGCCACCCUACAGUUACGCCAGCCUCAUUACGUUCGCGAUUAAUAGCUCACCCAAAAAGAAAAUGACUUUAAGUGAGAUUUACCAGUGGAUCUGCGAUAACUUCCCGUACUAUCGAGAGGCUGGCAGUGGUUGGAAGAAUUCCAUACGACACAACCUUUCUCUGAACAAGUGUUUCCUUAAAGUGCCUCGAUCCAAGGAUGACCCCGGAAAGGGUUCCUAUUGGGCAAUAGAUACCAAUCCCAAGGAGGACGCGCUGCCCACUCGGCCAAAGAAGCGGGCACGAUCUGUGGAACGGGCCUCAACUCCAUAUAGCAUAGACUCAGAUUCUUUGGGAAUGGAGUGUAUUGUUUCUACAAGUGCCUCCCCAACUCUGGCUAUCAACACUGUGACUAACAAAGUAACAUUGUAUAACACCGAUCAGGAUGGCAGUGACAGUCCACGCAGUAGCCUUAACAACAGUCUCUCUGAUCAGAGUUUGGCAUCUGUUAACUUGAACAGCGUAGGCAGUGUACAUAGCUACACUCCGGUGACAAAUCACCCAGAACCCGUCUCUCAGUCACUAACUCCUCAACAGCAGCCACAAUACAGCAUGCCAGAACGAGACAAACUACUUUUCUCAGAAUAUAAUUUUGAAGAUCUCAGUGCCUCAUUUCGAAGCCUUUAUAAAUCCGUUUUCGAGCAGUCUCUCAGCCAACAAGGUUUGAUGACCAUCCCUUCAGAGUCGUCCCAGCAGUCGCACACUUCUUGUUCGUAUCAGCACUCCCCCGGCGGCGCGGUGGGCCCUCACCCACCCGGCAACCAGAACAGCCUCGCCAACAACCACGGCAGCGGCCUCGGGGCGCCCGGCGGCAAUCCCGCCGCCCAGGUUUCGUUGUCUCCCCCGCAGCUGCACCCGCAGCCGGCCCCGCACCCGCCUCACCCUCCGCACCGGCCGCACGGUCUCCCCCACCAACAGCCCCGUCCGCCCCCUCCGGCCCCGCUCCCCCAGCAUCCGGCCCCACAUCAGCACCUCCAGCACCACCCGAACCAUCCGCAUCAGUCGCAUCCUCCCCCGCAGCAGGUACCCUGUAAUUCCGGUGUUUCAGCUGACUGGUAUGCAACAUUAGAUAUGUUGAAAGAAAGCUGUCGGAUUGCCAGCAGUGUUAAUUGGUCAGAUGUGGAUCUUUCACAGUUUCAAGGUUUAAUGGAGAGUAUGAGACAAGCAGAUCUGAAGAACUGGUCUUUGGAUCAGGUUCAGUUUGCGGAUCUCUGUUCUUCGCUCAAUCAGUUCUUUACACAGACUGGGCUCAUCCAUUCUCAAAGUAACGUUCAGCAGACUGUUUGUCACAGUGCCAUGCAUCCAACAAAACCUUCCCAGCACAUCGGAACAGGAAAUCUGUAUAUAGAUUCCAGGCCAAACCUCCCUCCUUCAGUGAUGGCUCCCCCCGGUUAUCCGCACAUCCCGCAGCCUCUCAGCACCCCUGGAGCAACGAUGGCAGGACAUCACGGAGCCAUGAAUCAGCAGCACAUGUUGCCUUCCUCGGCCUUCCAGAUGCGCCGCCCGCUUCCUCCGGAUGACAUUCAGGAUGAUUUCGAUUGGGAUUCUAUUGUGUAGGGCCCGCCUGGGCCAGGAACUCUGACCUUGUUUUCCAGACCGUGAAGAAAAGGUGAAAAGCAAUUCAGUAAUUAAAAAGUGAAGAUGUUCAUCACUAUAAAGCUGUUAUCUAAAUUUCCUUGGAAGACAAUCAGAAUACUUAGCUGGAUCACUUACCGCUUUUACUUGACCCAAACGAGUACCACGUGUCAGUCUCCCCUGCCAGCUUUCCGUAGCUCAACUGUUGUGUGAUUUGGGCAGCUUUUCGCAUAUUUGUGUCGGUUUUAAUGUUGACCACAAGUGCCAGACUGAUUUCUAGACAGAGCCUCUCACUACAGUUGGUCAGAACGCCCGAGUCGGUGUACAAGUGUUUCUCAAUUCUCAAUCGGAUUGUAUUUUGUCUCGACAAAAGAAAGUGACUGUGAGGUUUUCUAACUAGCUGGGAUUACUUUCUGCAAAAAUUGUCUUCUCGUUAUUUAGGUAGCUCGUAGGAAAUACUAUUUUUUUAGAUGUCUUCUAGCCACCUUAUAGGUCCACUCCGUAUCAGCCCGUGUAGAAAAGGAUUUCAAGGUUCACCUCACAGAAAUCGCCACGCAAA
Messenger RNA from Tachyglossus aculeatus (Australian echidna), 2524 nucleotides. It is a transcript of the gene FOXJ3, whose product is annotated as forkhead box J3. Bases 121 to 1947 code for a protein of 608 amino acids. Gene Ontology annotation, cellular component: nucleus. The record is from RefSeq and is a predicted model, not a curated record. The transcript is spliced from 13 exons. Lineage: Eukaryota; Metazoa; Chordata; Mammalia; Monotremata; Tachyglossidae. Gene Ontology annotation, biological process: regulation of transcription by RNA polymerase II. Gene Ontology annotation, molecular function: RNA polymerase II cis-regulatory region sequence-specific DNA binding; DNA-binding transcription factor activity, RNA polymerase II-specific.